Molecule: messenger RNA, 1281 nt
Organism: Vicia villosa (hairy vetch)
Lineage: Eukaryota; Viridiplantae; Streptophyta; Magnoliopsida; Fabales; Fabaceae
Product: F-box/kelch-repeat protein At3g23880-like
Exons: 1
Coding region: 1-1281 (426 amino acids)
Molecular function (GO): protein binding
Source: RefSeq, a predicted model, not a curated record
AUGGCAUCACGUAUAGAAAGAAAAAACCUAAACAUUACCGAUUCAGAAGAGGUCUCACUUUCCACUCUUCACUGUGAUCUCAUUCCAAUGAAGCACCUUCUCCAAUUCCAAUGUGUCUCAUACUUCUGGAAUUCUCUAAUAUCAUUCGCCAGAAAACACUUUAAACUUUCAACAACCAAGCAGUCAGAUAUAACAAACCCUAACAUCAUGGAUUCACUUCCUACUCUUCCUUUUGAUCUCAUAACAGAAAUACUCUCUAGGCUACCCGUCAAACUCCUUCUCCAAUUUCGAUGCGUCUGCAAAUCAUGGAAUUCUCUAAUAACCGAUCACAAAUUUGCCAGAAAGCACUUUAACCUGUCAACCACACCCAACCUCCACGUCAUAACCCCUUACGAUCCCUCGCAGCGGCGGUAUGUCUUAAGGUCUUAUCCACUCCAAUCCCUUUUCACUGACCUAACUACUAAUUUCACUCAACUUGGUUUUCCAUUUAAUAGUCCUUAUGAACACUAUUUACAUUACAUUGUUGCCUCUUGUGAUGGGAUCCUUUGUCUCGCCGAUUUUCAUAACACUUUUGUUGUAUUGUGGAAUCCUUCCAUUCGAAAAUUCAAGGAAUUGCCCCCUUUUGAAAAGCCACAAGUGGCUGGUUCGGCAAAGUUUGGUUUCGGCUAUGAUCAUGUUUCUGGUAAUUACAAAGUGGUUGUUCUCUACGACUCCUAUAGAUGUAAUAUCAUUGAAGACACUACUAAAAUGAAGAUUUAUAAUAUGGGAACCAAUUCUUGGAGAAGCUUUCAAAAGUUACCUUUUUCUACUAAAUUCGGCCCUCAUGAAUCGGGAGCAUAUGUCAGCGGUACAAUUAAUUGGUUGGCCUAUAAUAAAUCGUCUCUUCCAAUUUUUAUUGUUUCCUUUGAUUUAGGUAAGGAUUCUUAUCAAAAGAUUUUUCCUCCUGAACACGGAGAGAUUGAUUCAAGGUCGAAUUUAGUUGUGUUGAGGGAUUGUUUGUGCAUAAUUUCUUAUUACGAUGUUUGGGUAAUGAAGGAGUAUGGAAUUAAAGAGUCUUGGACUAAAUUGUUCAAACUUUCUAACUUGGCUGCUCAAAGUAUGGGUUCUUUCUUGACCAAUGCAUUAUAUAUUUUUGAAGACGAUCUAGUGCUGUUGGUGGAGGAGACAUGGAAAAAGGAGUUGAUAGCUUACAAUUUUAAGAAUAACACUUUUAAGCUUACUUCAUUCUUUUCAACCCUACCAGAAAUCUGCACCGAGAGUUUGAUAUCACCUUGUUCUUAA